AUGGCGAAGGUGAAGCAGGUGGGUUUGCUGGCCGCCGGCUGUCAGCCCUGGAACAAAGACGUCUGUGCAGCCAGCGGGGAUCGGUUCGCCUACUGCGCCACGCUGGCCAUUUACAUCUACCAGCUGGACCAGCAGUACAACGAGUUUAAGCUCAGGUCCAUCAUGUCGGAGCACAAGAAGACCAUCACAGCCAUCAGCUGGUGUCCCGACAACCCCGACCUGUUCGCGUCGGCGUCGGCCGAUAACCUGCUGAUCGUGUGGAACGUGGCGGAGAAAAAGGCCGUAGCGAGACUAGACAACACUAAAGGCGUCCCAGUGUCGGUCAGCUGGUGCUGGAACUCGGCGGACGGCGUCGCCUUCGUCUCCCAGCGAGGCCCGCUGUACAUCUGGGUCUAUCGAGGUCCCGACCCCGGCGUCACGGUGCACAAAGAAGCUCACUCCUUCCUGUCCGACAUCUGUCUGUUCAGAUGGCAUCCCACCAAGAAGGGCAAACUGGUGUUCGGGCACACGGACGGCAGCUUGUCGGUGUUUCAGCCGGGCAGUAAAAGCCAGAAACACGUCCUCCGGCCCGAGUCUCUGGAGGGGACGGACGAGGAGGACCCGGUCAGCGCCCUGGAGUGGGACCUGCUGUCCACCGACUACCUACUGGUGUCCAACCUCCACAACGGCAUCCGGCUGGUGGACAGCGAGGCCCUGGCCUGCAUCACGUCCUUCUGCUUCCCGUCGGCGGCCGCCUCGGUCCAGUGUCUGGCCUGGGUUCCCUCGGCGCCCGGCAUGUUCAUCACUGGAGACUCGCAGGUGGGCGUGCUGAGGGUUUGGAACGUGUCGCGCUCGACUCCUCUGGACAGCUUCAAGCUGAAGAAGACGGGAUUCCACGCUCUGCACGUCCUCAACUCACCUCUGGCCAAGAAAGCUCAGAGGUCCGGUUCUCCCAGUAAGAGUCAGCACACCAGCUCCACCAGUGAGGCGGUUCCUCCCCCGACGCUGUCCCAGAACCGGUCCUUCUCGCUGCCCCCGGGCCACGCCGUCUGCUGCUUCAUGGACGGGGGCGUGGGACUCUACGACAUGGGCGCCAAGAAGUGGGACUUCCUGCGAGACCUGGGCCACGUGGAAACCAUCUUCGACUGUAAGUUCAAGCCCGACGAUCCCAACCUGCUGGCCACGGCGAGCUUCGACGGAACCAUCAAGAUCUGGGACACCAACACGCUGACCGCCGUCUACACGUCGCCCGGAAACGAAGGCGUGGUCUACUCACUGUCCUGGGCUCCAGGAGACCUGAACUGUAUCGCAGGAGCGACGUCGCGCAACGGAGCGUUCAUCUGGGACGUCCGGAAGGGGAAGAUCAUCACCCGCUUUAACGAGCACGGGACCAACGGCAUAUUCUGUAUAUCGUGGAGCCACAAGGACUCCAAGAGGAUCGCCACCUGCAGUGGAGACGGGUUCUGCAUCAUCAGAACCAUCGACGGGAAAAUCCUGCACAAGUACAAACAUCCCGCCGCCGUGUUCGGCUGUGACUGGAGCCAGAACAACAAAGACAUGAUCGCGACUGGCUGCGAGGACAAGAACGUGCGGGUGUACUACCUGGCCACCAGCUCGGACCAGCCUCUGAAGGUCUUCACCGGACACCUGGCCAAGGUGUUCCACGUGCGCUGGUCUCCGCUCAGAGAAGGAAUCCUGUGCUCGGGGUCGGACGACGGCACCGUUCGGAUCUGGGAUUACACUCAGGACGCCUGCAUCAACGUCCUCAGCGGCCACACGGCUCCCGUCAGAGGCCUGAUGUGGAACACCGAGGUGCCCUACCUCCUCAUCUCAGGUUCUUGGGAUUAUACGAUCAGAGUUUGGGACACGAGAGACGGCACGUGUCUGGACACCGUCUACGACCACGGCGCCGACGUUUACGGUCUGACAUGUCACCAGAGUCGUCCCUUCACCAUGGCCAGCUGCAGCAGAGACAGCACGGUGAGGCUGUGGUCGCUGGGCCCGCUCAUCGCCCCGCUGCUGCUCAACAUCCUGACCGACCGGCCCUGGGAGAAGGUCAUCGGCAACACGGACACUGCCAUGGUUCCCGGGUCGCCGCCGCUGCUCUGUGGGAAAGUGUCCCGAGACGUGAAGCAGGAGCUGGACAAGCUGAGCGUCGACAUCCGGGCCAAGAAGCUCCGCUGGUUCUCCGAGUGCUUCUCGUCUGAAGCCCAGGAGCUGACCAUCGUGAAGAUGUCCAAGUUUGGAGGAGGAAUCGGAGCUCCGAGUAAAGAGGAGCGGCUGAAGGAAGCGGCGGACAUCCACCUGAGGCUGGGACAGAUCCAGAGAUACUGUGAGCUCAUGGUGGAGCUGGGACAGUGGGAGAAAGCUCUGUCGGUGGCGCCGGGCGUCUCCAUGAAGUACUGGAAGAAACUCAUGCAGAGGAGAGCCGAUCAGCUGAUGGCGGAGGACAACGACGACGCCAUCCCCUACUGCAUCGCCACCGGAGACAUCAAGAAGCUGGUGGCGUUCUUCAGCGGCAGAGGGCAGCUGCUGGAGGCCCUGCUGAUAGCGCAGGGAGCGUGUGAAGGAAACAUUCGUGCUCCUCAGAGUUCCUCCGUCAACCACACGACCAACGACGUGGACACCAGGCAGCAGUACCAGAGCCUCCUCCACCAGGUCUGCCAGGAGCUCGCCGAGUGGUACUUCCAGGACGGCUGCUCGGUGCUGGCGGCCUGCUGCCACCUGGCCGUCGACAACAUCCAGUUGGCCAUGUCCAGCCUGAUCCGGGGAAACGAGCUGGAGCUGGCGGCGUGCGUGGGCAUCGUCCUGGGAGAAGCAGCCAAUCAGAGCACGGCCUACUGCCUGGAGCUCCUGGCCAGGAAGUACAUGGCCACGCCUACAUGGGAGCUCUCCGCCGACCUGCUGCGAAUGAUUCCCGACAACCACCUCUUGUUGGCCAAACUCUGCGCCUUCUAUCCAGGAAGUGCCGCCGAAAUCGACCAACUGCACGAGAGGUGCGACCUGCCGUCCAUGCAGGAGUGCAGGACGCUGGCAGAGGCAGCCGAGGGCGACGGAGAUCUGCUGUCGGCCGUGAAGUUCCACCUGCUGAGCUGUGAGCCGGAGAACGCCCUGCAGAUCGGGAUCCGGCACGUCAAAGAGCAGCUGUCUGGAUCCGACUGGACGGUGGACAGCGUCCAGCCGGUCCUGGACCUGCUGAGCUACGUCAGGACCGACCGGCUCGUCAUGGCCAAGAUGACGGAGGUUCGCAGUGAGCUGCUGAUCCUGUGCGGCUACGUCGGCGCCCUGCUGGCCAUCCGGCGGCGCUACAGCAGCAUCGUACCGGCGCUCUACGAGUACACCAGUCCUCCGUCAGAGAGCCAGAAGGACGAGUUCAGCCGCCUCCAGAGGAGAAUCCAGCCGAUGGACGCCGCUGCUUUGGUUCUGUCCGGUGCCGACUAUGUGACCGGGUCCAACCUGCCGAGCCACUCGGACUUGCAGCUGUCCUGCUUCACCGGACAGAGGAUACAGGGUCCAGUGUUCCUGCUGGAGGACAGCAAGUCGGCCAUCUCCCUCAACGACGCUUUGAUGUGGGCCAAAGUGAACCCGUUCUCUCCGCUGGGAACCGGACUUCGCAUCAACCCGUUCUAACAUGAAAACUGGGCUUGGGCUCCAGACCGAGUGGCCAACUGGGUUCUCAGACACGCUCGUAGGUUUUGUAGGUUUUGAUAUCGGUGACUGUAGCGAUGAGAACGUAGCCGACACGUCGUCAUGCUUCAUCUGUGGACAGACUGGAUCUUAUCGGACCGGACCGUUGGUAAGAACUCCCUCUUAUCUCCAGCCAACGGUUCCCCAAAGUAUGAGCAUGUAUAUACACAGGGUAUAAAUCUAUCGCUGUAAAAACAGAACGCUGGAAUAAAGCAAACGCUGGAUAUUUA
Messenger RNA from Stegastes partitus (bicolor damselfish), 3896 nucleotides. RefSeq names its product WD repeat domain 17 (gene wdr17). The coding region runs from base 1 to 3609 and encodes 1202 amino acids. The transcript has 29 exons. Lineage: Eukaryota; Metazoa; Chordata; Actinopteri; Pomacentridae. The record is from RefSeq and is a predicted model, not a curated record. Gene Ontology annotation, molecular function: protein binding.